GCUGGUGGUAAAGCUGGGAAGGACUCUGGAAAGACCAAGACCAAAGCGGUGUCCCGUUCUCAGCGGGCUGGAUUGCAGUUCCCUGUUGGCCGCAUCCACAGGCAUCUGAAGUCUAGGACUACCAGCCAUGGGCGUGUGGGAGCCACAGCUGCUGUGUAUAGUGCUGCAAUCCUGGAGUACUUGACAGCUGAGGUUCUUGAGCUGGCAGGAAAUGCAUCCAAAGACUUGAAGGUGAAACGUAUCACUCCCCGUCAUUUGCAGCUUGCAAUUAGAGGAGAUGAAGAAUUGGAUUCUCUCAUUAAGGCAACAAUUGCUGGUGGUGGUGUAAUACCGCAUAUCCAUAAGUCUCUCAUUGGAAAGAAAGGACAACAGAAAACUGUCUAAAGGAUACCACAAUUGCUCGUUAUCUCAGGACUCUAAGUACUUAAUUGUCCAGUGUUGGUGAUUCCAGUGGACUGUAUCUGUGAAACACAGUUUUGCCUUUUUGUAACUUUGAGAAAAGCUAAAGCUCCCUUGAGCUUUCUAAGAAACCAAAUUUCUGCAUUGAAGUCUUAACCGUAUUUAAGUGUUACCAUGGCUUCAAAGAAGCUAUUGUAUUUGUAGUGGGUUUUGAUUGAGAUGACUGGUUUUAGAUUGGUUU
This is a messenger RNA of Eurypyga helias (sunbittern), 640 nucleotides long. Its product is annotated as histone H2A.Z. Gene Ontology annotation, molecular function: protein heterodimerization activity; DNA binding; structural constituent of chromatin. The record is from RefSeq and is a predicted model, not a curated record. Lineage: Eukaryota; Metazoa; Chordata; Aves; Eurypygiformes; Eurypygidae. Gene Ontology annotation, cellular component: nucleosome. The transcript has 4 exons. The annotation marks the transcript as partial.